GCCCGGCGCAAGGAGCUGCCGCUCUACACGUGGCGCACGGCGAGCACGUCGUCCCCGCCGUCGUCAUGGAGACGCUGGACACGGCGCUCAGUUUCUCCGUGUUCCCGCCGACGCCGCCACCCUCCACGUCGUCGCCGUCCGCGUCCUCGGGCAGCCUGUGGGACGCGGACCUGUGGGGGGCGUCGUCGGCGACGUGGUUGGACGAGGGCUGGGCCCUGGACGGGCUGCCCGACGUGAAGCCCGACGUGAGCGAGCUGCUGCAGGCGUCACUGCGACAAGACCUGCCCGUGCUCAACGCCGACAGCACCACCUUCCUGCUGGACGGCGACGCCGCCCCCGCCCCCGCGGCCUGGUUGCCCCAGUGGUCGUACUGCGCGUACUGUGCGGCGGGGGGCGGCGUGGGGGCGGCGGGCUGCGGCGCCUCGGUGUCACAGCCACUACCCCCUCAGGGGCCCAGCCAGCUGUACCCCGACCAGGGCGCCGACCAGGGUGCCGACCAGGGCGGCGGCUACCUGGUGGACCCGUACCUCGGCACCCUCGCCGGCCCGAUGCCCGCCCCCUUCGCGGACGGCUUGGUGUUCGUGGACAGCCCGGCGCUGUGCCCGGUGCUGUCGACCGUGCCCGAGGACACCUGCCUGGAGGACGCCGUCCACUGGGCCAACCCCGUGCCUCCCGCCCCCAGCCCCCUGCCGGCCGAACUCAGCGGCCACCGCAGCGCGCUGCCACUGCCGGAGCCCCCAGGUACGCCGUGCACGCCAAGUACGCCAGGCAAAUCCAGCAAGCGGGCGCCCAGAACGUCCAGAGACCCCUUCAUCUGAGCGGCGGGCGGAGAGACGCCGCGAUUCGUAACCUCGUCGCCCCGGGCGCCUCCACGGCGAGACUGGGCGAGACGCCACCCUCGGCACGGUGGUGCUCCUCACGGGCGGAGCACGCCAACGCGCUGCGCCACCACACCGCGGAGGGACGCAUCCGAACAGAACAAUAAAACAUGAAUGAAAGAGCAAACGAACGCAGUCUACGGACU
Molecule: messenger RNA, 1024 nt
Organism: Thrips palmi
Lineage: Eukaryota; Metazoa; Arthropoda; Insecta; Thysanoptera; Thripidae
Exons: 2
Coding region: 66-818 (250 amino acids)
Source: RefSeq, a predicted model, not a curated record